This is a messenger RNA of Magnolia sinica, 1509 nucleotides long. Its product is annotated as pyruvate dehydrogenase (acetyl-transferring) kinase, mitochondrial-like. Gene Ontology annotation, biological process: protein phosphorylation; regulation of glucose metabolic process. Lineage: Eukaryota; Viridiplantae; Streptophyta; Magnoliopsida; Magnoliales; Magnoliaceae. The transcript is spliced from 6 exons. Gene Ontology annotation, molecular function: pyruvate dehydrogenase (acetyl-transferring) kinase activity. The record is from RefSeq and is a predicted model, not a curated record. The coding region runs from base 93 to 1196 and encodes 367 amino acids. Gene Ontology annotation, cellular component: mitochondrion.
UGCGUCGCGCGUUGUUGAAUUUCUCCCGGCAAGCUGCUGGAGGAAGAUCACGUGAUCGGUCAUGUGAGCCUGAGCUGGUGGGACCUGGAGCCAUGGCAGCCAGGAAAGCUUCGGAGCCUUUAUCCAAGGCCAUAGUCGAAGAAGUGUGGAAAUGGGGUGGGAUGAAACCCACCGGCGUUACCUUGCGAUGUAUGAUGGAUUUUGGAUCCAUACCGACGGAGAAGAGCCUACUGUUAUCUGCUCAGUUCCUCCACAAAGAGCUCGCGAUUCGGAUUGCAAGAAGAGCUAUUGAGCUGGAGAACUUGCCGUACGGAUUGUCCCAAAAACCCGCUGUCUUGAAGGUGCGGGAUUGGUAUUUGGAUUCUUUUCGUGAUGUUCGAUCCUUUCCUAAAAUUAAGGACAAAAAUGACGAGUUUGCUUUCACCCAAAUGAUUAAGAUAAUCAGAGUGAGACAUAAAAAUGUGGUGCCUACAAUGGCUCUGGGCAUUCAGCAGCUGAAGAAAGAUUUGAACCCAGAGAAAGAGCCGGAGGAGAUUCAUCAAUUUCUCGAUCGUUUUUACAUGUCAAGAAUUGGGAUUCGCAUGCUUAUAGGGCAGCAUGUGGCUUUGCAUGAUCCCCAUCCCCAACCCGGCUGUGUUGGUCAAAUACAUUGUCAAAUGUCACCCAUGCAAGUAGCACUAAAUGCCAGUGAGGAUGCACGCACUAUUUGUAUGCGGGAAUAUGGAAGCGCUCCUGAUGUUAAGAUUUUCGGGGAUCCCAAUUUCUCCUUCCCAUAUGUUCCUUCACACUUGCAUCUUAUGGUAUUUGAGUUAGUCAAGAACUCUCUACGCGCGGUCCAAGAGCGAUUCAUGGAUUCAGAUAAACAUGUACCAGAUGUUCGAAUCAUAGUUGCUGAUGGCAUAGAGGAUGUUACAAUCAAGAUCUCAGAUGAAGGGGGUGGAAUAGCAAGAAGCGGUCUUCGUAAGAUUUUUACAUAUCUCUAUAGUACAGCAAAAAACCCGCUCGAUGAGCAGUCAUACCCUGGAGGAGAAACAGAUCUAGUUACAAUGGCUGGAUUUGGAUACGGUAUCCCUAUAAGCCGCCUCUAUGCUCGAUAUUUUGGAGGCGAUCUGCAAAUCAUCUCUAUGGAGGGGUAUGGAACUGAUGCAUACCUUCAUUUGUCUCGAUUGGGUGAUUCCCAAGAAGCACUGCCAUGAUUCAAAUCCUUUGUAGCAAUCAGAGCUUUACUCAUUGAGUGAGCAUACAGGGAAGUUGAUGUUGUUGCUGAUAAGAAAUUCAUAAAAUGUUCAUUCUUUGGAUAAGGCGGUCUAGCAUUUGUUCAUUCUUUUUUGCUGAUUUAAAAGGUAUACAAAUGUUAUGAUUCAUAGGAAGAAAAAAAAAAUGUUAUAUAGAAUGCUUCUUCAUGCAUGUUAGAGCUUGUGCUGAAAUAUUUGUCUGAGGAUUUACAAGGUAUUCAUGUUAUGAUUCAUAGGAAGAAAAAAAAUGUUAUGUAGAAUGCUUCUUCAUGCA